Messenger RNA from Rhipicephalus microplus (southern cattle tick), 6807 nucleotides. It is a transcript of the gene Adar, whose product is annotated as Adenosine deaminase acting on RNA. NCBI's taxonomy places the organism in Eukaryota, Metazoa, Arthropoda, Arachnida, Ixodida, Ixodidae. Gene Ontology annotation, cellular component: nucleolus; cytoplasm. The record is from RefSeq and is a predicted model, not a curated record. Gene Ontology annotation, biological process: RNA processing; adenosine to inosine editing. Gene Ontology annotation, molecular function: tRNA-specific adenosine deaminase activity; double-stranded RNA binding; double-stranded RNA adenosine deaminase activity.
CACGGCUUGUAAACGAGCAAGAAGUCUGGCUACGCUGUUAGAUGCUUUGCCAGCUUCAGUUUUCCUUGGCAUUUGCCCUGUGUAUUCGAAGCAUCGAAUAAUUUGUGGACACCGAGUUGAAGCUUCCUUAAUAGAAACGCAGUUUUACUUUGCGUAUUUGCUCUAAAUGUCGACGGUAACGGCGAGUUCCAAAGAAGACGUAACAAUGGUCCAGACUCCGGAGAAGACAAAAGAUGGGCACGGCCAAGAGCCAAAUGGCAAAGCAGAGGAGGGCGAUGAAAGCAUUGCAACACCCGGAUCGAAGCGCAAAUCCGGGAGCUCACAAGGUAGUGCCCGCAAGAAGCAGAAGAAGAACAGCAUUUCGCCAAAGAUCGUGCAGCCGAAAAAUGCGCUCAUGCAGCUGAACGAGCUCAAGCCGGGCCUGAAGUAUUCCGUAGACUCCCAGGAAGGGCCCGCCCACCAACCAAGCUUUGUUGUCUCGGUGGAAGUCGACGGCCAGCGCUUCACGGGUCGCGGCCAGUCGAAGCAGUUGGCGAAACACGCGGCGGCGCAGGCUGCCUUGAAGUCUUUCGUGCAAUUCCGCAACGUGCCCGAAGCCUACUGGGCAAUGAGCCGCACGAUGGUCCAGUCCGGGGACUUCACCAGCGACGACGUUGAGCAAGACGAUAACAGUGGCAUCUUCAGUGGGUUCACCGCGGAAAACCCCAUCGAAGAAUUUCACCGAGACCAGCUAAAGCGCUUUUCGGGUGGCAAGGACGGGGAUGCGGAGAAGAAAGCUACGAAAGCGGCUGAAGAAGCGGACAAGAAAAAUCCAGUAAUGCUGCUCAACGAGUUGCAACCAGGCCUGGAGUACACGCUCGUGUCAGAGAAUGCGGCAGUGCCCACGCAGCGUUUCACCAUGGCAGUCACCACGAGCAACGGCGAUGUUUACGAGGGAUGUGGUUCCAACAAAAGGCUGGCCAAGGCGGCGGCUGCGCGUGCGGCGUUGCUCAAGUUGUACAAUAUCAUGGCUCAUCCUUCGGGAACGCUCAAACGUGAUGAGAAGGGUCCUGUUGUGGACACCCUGCCCCAGGCAUUGGCCGAUCGACUGGGCAACACUGUCAACGAGACACUGCAAAAGGUGAUGGCUGACCGGGCAGAGAGUGCCAAGUGGAAAGUAUUGGCAGGCAUCAUCAUGACGAUGCCAUCACAGGAGGCUGACAAAGAGGAUGACGUGAAGGUAUUAACAGUGGCCACAGGCACAAAGUGCAUCAACGGCGAGUACAUCAGCAUGAAUGGGGCAGUGCUGCAGGACUGCCAUGCCGAGGUUGUGUCCCGGCGUUGUUUCAAAGACUUCCUGUAUGGACAGCUCGAGCUCUGGAAGAAUGGCAAGGAAAACGAAUCCAUCCUCGAGCAGAGGCCGGACAAGAAGGGAUUCCGCGUCAAGCCAGACAUCAAGUUCCACCUGUACAUAAGUACAUCGCCCUGCGGAGAUGGUCGCAUUUUCUCCCCUCACGAAAUGAUGGCCGAUUCGGCGUCUCUGAAUGCGGACAAGCAUCCGAACCGUCGGGUGCGAGGGCUGCUGAGAACGAAGAUUGAAGCUGGUGAAGGGACCAUUCCGCUCAGGUUGGGCCCCGUGCUGCAGACAUGGGAUGGAGUGCUGCACGGUCAGCAGCGGCUGCUCACCAUGUCAUGCUCAGACAAGCUGGCCCGUUGGAAUGUGCUGGGCCUGCAGGGCUCACUCUUGUCGCUCUUCAUUGAGCCCGUCUACCUGGAGAGCGUAGUGCUGGGUUCCUUGUACCACCCGUGGCACAUGCAGCGUGCCAUGUGGGGCCGCCUCGAAGGCAGUCUGCACUUGGAGGCCGAGAGCCCUUUCCAGCUUCACCGGCCUAGGCUGGGCGCCAUCUCCAGCCCUGAGUCCCGACAGGGCAAUAUUGCUCGUUACAGGGUAAACAAGUCUCCAAACUUCAGCAUCAACUGGACAGCUGGCUGUGAGGGUCCUGAAGUGGUCAAUGCGAGCACAGGCAAGACGGAGGAAGGCCAGGUGUCGCGCCUGUCCAAGCGCACGCUCUUUGACCGCUUUUGCCACCUGUGGGGGCAAGUGCCCUCCAUCGAGCGCCAGGACCCCAGCCAGAAGCCCCGGCUCUAUGCAGAAGCCAAGAAGUCUGCCGGCUUGUACCAGGAAGCCAAGACGCGCGUCACCGAGGCCUUUAGCGCCGCCGGCCUCGGCACUUGGGUCUCCAAGCCCAUCGAGGCCGACGAGUUCGAGCUCGACAUUUAAGCGGCGGUCUGCCAAGCAGUCGUCCCUCUGCAAGCGAAAAUGCUGAGCGUUUUCGCACUCGCCCUCUUUGUUUUGGUUACAGUGGCUAUUUCAUCACAGUUAUUCAUUUUUGAACUCGUCGUAUACACACUUGCUUCCUUUCCUUUGCUUUUAUCAAGGUAGUUUUUUGUGCGUUCGUCUUUCCCUAGUCUGUCUCAUUCCCUUUUUUUGCCCCUCCAUUAUCUCAAUCUUUUCUUUAUUGCAGAUUUAUUAUAGACACAGUUCUAAUGGAUAGAGCUGUAAGCAUUCAUAGGUGGGGUCAUUUAUUUGCAGGAAAGGUUGUGCACAUUUGUUGCUUUUCGAUCGAGCAUGUGCCAAUGGCUGCGCUCGUGGUGCGAGGAAGUGAAGCCUUCAAAAGAGUGCAUGACUAAAUGCAAUUACUGGUCAUUCAAUAAUAAACACUUUUUUUUUUUUCUCGAGACUAUCUAGUUACACUGUUCCAGGAUUAUUAUUUUUCUUGCCUGCCAUUUUUCAGAUACCACAUGUCGCACAUUUCAAGCCACUGUUCUCACUCCUUAUGCAAGUUUGUAAGGCAGUGUCAUGCAUCGUCAUUCUCACCUCACAGCGAUGCAUUCAGUGUUUUCAAAACAGAGUUACAUUACUUUCAGGCUGUCAUCAAACAUAACUCUUUCUCUAUAUAUAUAUUAGUGGAACCAAGUUCAGUCAUCUUGUGUAGAAAAUCUCUAUGCUAGGAAUCACGCAAUAUCGAAUCUUCACGACCGCUUUCUUGUGCUCGACUUUAAAUAGGACCUGCUAUGCACUUGCAGCGCAAGUGUCCUGCACCCUCUCUUCGUCCUUGGAACCUUAGUGCCACAAGGUGCACGAGAGUGCACAGGGGGAAAAAAAAGCAUGCAGAACCCUCACCAAUUAGAUAUUCAGCAAAUUUUAAGGACAGGGCUCUGCUAAGUUUGUUUUUUUUAUCAGUUUUUAUUUUGUGUACUCAUUAGUAGCAACAUUGCUGUAAACCUUUGCGCCUUCAUUAGACUUCACACAAUGGCAGAACCUUGGAAAACUUUUUUCACACAUUGCUUUUCAUUUUGCCAGCACUGAAUAAAUCAUUCCAUUGACUACUCAAAGAAACUAAAAGAAUGUGAGGGGGCACUGUUGGCACAUGUGCAGUGUUUUAUUGAUAUUCUAGCAGGUUGUAACGCGCAUUACCACUUUUUCAGUGCGGGGGCAGCCGAUGUGCACGCUUAAAACAGCAAUUUUGUUUAUGAUGCUGUUUAACACUGACAACAUUCAUUCGCCAGCAUGUUUCAGGGAGCCUAUUAGCCGUAGCAUAGCACAUCACUUGAUGCUUCACACGACAGGUAAUUAUUUAAAAUCUGCUUACGAACAACCAGCUGAAGUUUACGCUUAUGGCUUAGGAGUGCUCCGAGAACCAGCCAUCGUGUGACAAAAAUACUGUCUAGCGAGUGCGACAUAGUAAACAGCCUUAACCACACGAAGACACAACUUGGUCACCUUUGCGGGCAGCUUGCAUCGUCUGUUGGCAUUCUUCCGCCAGCUGCAUGUGUUUCCAGAGAUCGCUGUCGUCGUCACCAGCAUGGCGGCAGAAACGAUGUUCUUGUGGCUUUCCCCUUGUCCACCAUAAGCACAUGCUGGUGAACAGCCCGCAGUCUGUUUGCAUAAGCAAGGCGAAAGGGCAAAAGUGACUAUGGCGUUGUCAGUGCUAGCUCCCGCCAGCUCAGAGUUCAGACGCGUUGUUGUCGGGAGUGGUCGCUGCUCCCUUUCAGGUACCCUCGUGCAAUGUCAUUGUUGCAAGGUGCGAUGUACAGUGCUAGAUUACAUGCAAGCUUCAAUAUUCAUUUAAAUUACCUAGCAGGCUUUAUUCACUGUGAAGAUUCUGCACUGAAUAUUGUUCAUGCUAUCUCUGCUGUGAACUUUUGUGUCAGUUCUCUUUGAACACCUCUCUUCAGUUUCAACUGAUCAUAAGCGCUCCUAUGUUGUGCAAGCGAUCUAGACGAUGGGUAAAAAAAGGAAAGAAAAAAAGAGCAAGUUCUUUCAUAGAGAUUGUCACUGCCAAUGGCACUUUUAAUCGACAAUCCAAAGUAAGCGUAGUCCGCUGAAGCGAUUAGAUGAUUACGUAGUUAAACAUGUUGCUGAAGAGGUCAGCACUGCUUUUCUCCUUUACCGUAAACAGUUUUUUCUUAGUGAUAUGAACAAAAGUUUGAAAUACAUAGUAUGCUUUUAAAAGGUCUUUCUCAUGGUGCAAUCUAUGGCAUUUAUUGCAUAUUCCAUGGAUUUAAGAGAUUAACCGCUAUUUUGUGCUGUUCUUCAGGAUGCUGAAAUGCAUAACAUUGCUAAGUGCUAAGUAUACUGAGUAUGAGAGGGUUAACUGCUCUGAGUUUUAUUAUAUUGAUACACUUUUGUAACAACUGGUCAUCACUCUGUCUAGUUAGGUUUUUCCAAGCUUUUUCUACGUUCCCUAUUCAGGAAGUGCAAAAUGCACCUUCCUUGUCAUUUCAAUGUACUGUCUCUUAACUUUACCGCUUCUUAUGCUUGCUGUAGUACAGAGUGUCUGGAGGGGGGGAAGGGGGGGAGUUGUCCUGGUUUCACUCCUUAACUGGGAAAGCAUUGUCUUUUUAUUGUGUUGUAUUGCAUGUUCACAAAGCGGUUUCCAAUCUAGGACAAAAUUUUUAUGUAUAUUUUUGUCCAAACGAUUGUUAAGGAGGUUCAGCAAGUUAACAUUUAUUGCCACAUCUGAAGCAAAUCGAGAAAAAUCUACUGCGACAAAAAAUGCCGCAGUGCGCUUAUCCUUACCUCGGAAGUCGCGCGUGUUUAUGUAAAUAAUUUUAUUGCCUAGAUUGUCAAUGCCGUGCUAACCUCUAAAACUGGUGCAUGAAGAUGUGCUUGAGUAAGUGCACAGCUGCGGCUGCCCUUAUCUGCAUGCAAGCAUUUGUUCUUAGCUUUGAUAAGGUGCUUAAAAAGUAUUUGCCAGUCCAUCAAAUGGUAUUAUGUGGAUUGGCAAUGGGUCUUCCCGUAAGACGUGUCGACACUGGUGUUGCCCGACAUUAGUAUUGUUUCAGAAUUCUUGCCUUGCUCGUGAAUCAAACAUCGGUUCAUGAAGCAUGUUCAUUUUUAACUGCGAAGCAAGGCGUUCGGCAGUGUGCUUUGUUGCCAUCAUAAUCACUGUUUGAUUUUCCUCACGUUUUAUUUCUUCUUUUCAUUUCUGCCACACUGGACAUUUUCCUCGAAAACAUAUGCAGCCUUGUGAAUAUAUGGGCUUCUUCUAUAUUUGAUGCAUGUUCUAAGGUGAACCAUAUAAAAGACCUCCUUUGAAGGCUGAGUUUGCCCCAAAAUAAAUUGUAACUGGUUACAGUAAUGGGCCAGUCACAUUCGCUAACAUAUAACACAUAUUGACCCUGGUAAACAUGCUCACCAUUCACUUUUCUUUUUUUUUUUUUUUUUGCACCGUUGCACUAGAGCGUUAAAUUUAUGGCCAAAGAGUUGUAGAUUUGAAACGAAGUUUUAUAGGUUUUUUUUUCUUUUCUGAAACAGAAUUUCGAAGGUAGUAUCCUAUUCUCACGUCAUCUGCUCUCCUGUUCCAAGAGACAUUGUCAAACCACCAAGCAUACCGUUUUGCUAGAAGGCUUUGGAUCGGCCACUUAAGGGAGAGCGGAUGUUGAAGGCACUGUCCAUUACCGAUAUCGGUGCUGCUGAAAUUACUGGUCCCAUUAUCGUAGCGAGUGCCAAUAAAAGUUUAGAAAGCAAGGCCGCAGUACAAUGAUGUUUUUCUCUCAUGCUUGUACUCCUUAUCUUAACAUUUAUAGCCUCUCUAUAACAACAACAAAAAAAAAUCAAAUACCUAAAGUAGCAUAGGCACUAUUUUUUCUCUCCGCAUUUUCCUUCCAUAAUGAACAGCUCGGGAAAAACUUUUUUUGAUGAGAAUUUUUAUGCAAUUAGAGUUGCUUCUUUGCUGCUUCUUGUUAAGGGUAUCUCCUUUGUUGAGACUUGUUUAUAAGUUAUGCUCCCCUUGUCAUCUGCAUGUUGCAUUGUGUGUAAAAGAAAAAGCCGCUACACUAUGGGCUUUGUAGUGUUUGCAUUGGGCACAGAUUGGAGUGUACCUGUUGUUCUUGUGUGCUUGGUUUCUGGCUGGUCAUGACGAAGCGGCUUGACCUUGCACUUUUAUGUACAUAAAGAUGGGCUCAACAUUUUUUUUUUCCCCAACGCUUUGCUGGUAUACAAUUGUGUACAUAUGUACUACUAAAUCUGUGUAAAAUUUCAUUGUAGUGUGCUUGCCUGUGUUAUUACUAUUGGUUGCAUGGGUUUAAAUGUUUGACAGGCAAUUUUAUAACUUGAGGAAACAUUUCAUCGUAGCAGUAAACUUCAAGACUUGCUAACUCGCAAAGCGGUGCAACUGUGGUACUGUUACCACAUGUAGCACACCGAAUGGAUUGCUGGUCUGCCUCAUUCUGAAGAUAUCGGGAAUGCUUGGCUGUACUCAUGAUGCAAGAUCCACUUUAUCACAGUAGACCCAACGAUAAAGUUUCUUCAAGUCAUCUGAA